Messenger RNA from Petromyzon marinus (sea lamprey), 1971 nucleotides. The record is from RefSeq and is a predicted model, not a curated record. NCBI's taxonomy places the organism in Eukaryota, Metazoa, Chordata, Hyperoartia, Petromyzontiformes, Petromyzontidae.
GGCACCGUCACCCUGCCCACCGCGAUCACAAGUCGCGUGGACUUCGCCCGAGAGACGCAGCAGAGGACAAGCGGACGGAGCAGAUAGACGAGGUAGACGAGGUUGACGGGACAAACGACGAGACACAAGGGUCGAUACGACGAGGAAGGCAAAGGAGAGGCGGGGGGGGGGGGCAGCCGAGGGUUGUGUGUGGGGGGGGGGGGGGGCAAGACUGGAGCGCGCGUUGGCUUGAGUUGAGAAUGAGUUAGAAGAUUCAAGGGGACAGACGUCAAAGUUUCCGUCUCGCCAAUGCCGGAGUAGAAUCAUUACCAACCCCCACCACCACCACCAUCGGGCUCAUCCUCGCGAGCUCCAGCGUACCCCGGGCGCAGGCGGUGCGAUGGCGUCAGCCCUGGCGGGACGCGCGCACAGCCACAUGCAGAGCCCCCUGCUGCAGGUGUGGCUGGGCCCGCCCUGCGACAGCGACCUGCAGCAGGCGAGCAGGGCGGCCGCCGCCUCUGCCGCCGCCGCGACCGCGGCGAGAAGGGGCGACGCCGAUGACUCCUCGCACUCGAGCGGCGUGUGGAAGACCUACCCCCUGCGCAAGCGGUUCUCGGCGUUCCGCUUGGCCGGAGCGUCGUCUGACGCGCCCAAGGGCGACGGCGGGCUCGUGCCCUCGCCGCCGCGACCCCCGCCGCCUUCCUACCAGCAGCACCAGCAGCACCAGCUGCAGCUGCAGCAGCGCGAGUGUGCGGAGGAGGGCGACGGCGGCGGCUCGUUGCGCGCGACGAGAGACUGCGGUGCCAAGGGGCUGAGCGCCGCCGACGUGGCGCCCAGGAAGCGCAAGGCCGCCGUCGCGCUCUUCGCGUGCGGCCCCCCGCGGGGGGCGGUGCGCAGGAGCCACAAGCGGCGAGGGGCCCCCAGCUCGGACGACGACGACGACGACGACUACGAGGAGGAGGAGGACGGCUACGACGUCGGCGGCUGGGCCGCCCGCCUGCCGGGCGUCCGUCGCCGCAAUCACAGCGGCCACGGCCAGCAGCAGCAGCAGCAGCAGCACGAGCCGAACCACCGGUGGCGCGGUUUGCGGGAGGCGCCCGACGACGGGCAGCCGGUGAGGAAGCGCCGGGUGGCCAGCCUGAACGCGGAGGCGCUGGUGAACCUGCUGCUGGAGCGUGACGACGAUGACCUGGCGCUGGCCGCUCCGUGCGUUCCGCAGCCGGCGCCGCCAGUGCCCGAGAGGCAUCGAGCGGCAGCCAGCGGCAGCGGUGGUAGUGGAGUGCAGCGGCAGCAGCAGCCGCAGCAACAACAGCAGCAGCAGCAGCAGCAGCCGAGGGGCAGCAGCACACUGGUGAACAGGCGCAGCCCGUGCUUGGCAGCGUCGGCCGGGCCGGGCCAGGACUGCUCGCUGGCGCAGGGCUCCAUGCUGUCCGAGACGGACGCGGCCUCCCUGCACCCACCCGCCUCCGCCGUCGCCGGCGGUGCCCCGGGAGUGGAGCGGGCGGAGGCCGAGGCGUUCGCCAACUCGCGCGCCGACGCCUGCAAGUGCCCCUUCGCCGCGAGCCGGGACGGCAGGCGGCCGCCCGUGGUCGUCUCCGCCGCGUCGUCCAUUCUGUCGGCGGCGGCGUCGGCGGCGGCGUCGGCGGCGUCGGGAGCCAUGCGGCAGAGCAAGUCCGGGGGCGACGGUGUCCUGGCGGCGCAGGGCGUGGGCUACCAGCAGACGGCCGGGACGCUGCCGCAGGCGCCGUGGAACCCCCCGGCCGAGCCCCUGGACUGCCGGCGUAUCGCGCCGCCGCCCCCCUCCUUCUCAGUCCCGUACUCGGGAUGCUUCCUGACCGGCGUCGGCUUUCAGCCGUCGGUAACGGCGGGCGGCGUGGGACUUCGUGCCGGCGGCCUCGUCGUCGGCGGCGUCGUCGGCGGCGUCGUCGUCGGCAGUAGAACGACGACGUCCCGCUGGACCUGUCGAUGAAGCGGCCGGGCGCUGACCGGUCG